Messenger RNA from Oldenlandia corymbosa var. corymbosa, 318 nucleotides. NCBI's taxonomy places the organism in Eukaryota, Viridiplantae, Streptophyta, Magnoliopsida, Gentianales, Rubiaceae. The record is from the annotation of a GenBank genome assembly.
AUGGACCUUUUUGUGGGAUGCCCCAAACUCUCAAUCUUUUUGUGGUUGAUCUGCAGCUAUGUUAGCUAUUUAGGAGCUGAUAGCCUGUUUCCUGAGUCUGAAAUUUGGACACAAUUCCUGGAUGAAAGUACUGAAGGACUUUGCUUGGAUGGGCUUUUGGAAUCACAUCCUAUUGAGGUAUGUGAUCCGGGUUACUCUUCAAUUUCUCGUGUCACCAAUUUUGCACAGGGUGCUUUUGUAAUUCAAAUGUUACAGGGCUAUCUGGGUGCUGAACGUUUUCAUGUUAACAUUUUCCCAGUUCUUUUAAAUACAAUAUGA